Didymella exigua CBS 183.55 is the source of this 831-nucleotide messenger RNA. RefSeq lists its product as uncharacterized. The record is from RefSeq and is a predicted model, not a curated record. The transcript has a single exon. Bases 1 to 831 code for a protein of 276 amino acids. Lineage: Eukaryota; Fungi; Ascomycota; Dothideomycetes; Pleosporales; Didymellaceae.
AUGAGAUUUUUAAAUAUUGUUGCGUACGGCGUGCUCGCCACAUCAGCAGCGAACGCUGCAUCGAUACCUGAAGUCGACGCCAUUCACCUCAUCGAAGACCAUGCCGAGUCGCAACCACGAGCAGCAGAAGUCGUCGCACCGGAACACAGCUUAGAGAAAAGAAAGGGCGGUGGUGGUCGCGGAGGUGGUAGUAGUUCUGGUAGUAGCUCUGGUGGUAAAUCCGGCGGUACCUCCAGUAGUUCUAGCGGUCGCACUUCUUCUAGCUCUUCGACGGGAGGCUCGACACGCUCUGGCUCUGGAGCUCCUCGCGCGUAUGGUGGCGGAUACUACGGUGGCGGCGCCUCCGUGCCCUACUCCGCUGGGUCACGGACACCUAAGGGACUUGUCGCCGCCCCUCUGCUUAUAGGCGCCGGUGCCCUCGCUAUCAUGCCCGGUCUCUGGCUGUAUUCAGCAUACCCUUACUAUCUUUCACCAUACCGAUUCUACAACCGAACCGACACCAACGAGACUAAUCCUAACGGUACAAAUACCACGCUCCCAGUCACCUGCCUCUGCCAACAGUACAGCCCUUGUGGAUGCGACGACAACUCCGACCAGGCCUACUACAACGACUUAGUAGGGAAUGGGAGCUACGCCGCACUCAACAAAACUCUCGUUACGGUUUCUGAUGUCAAUGGAACACGUAACCUUGUUAUAAAUGGAACGCUCCCGAAUGGAACAACCGCACCCGGCGGUACCGACGAUGACAGUGGUGCCAUGACCCUGAAGACUGGCAAGUACGCUGGCUAUCUGGCUAUGGCCACCGUUGUCGUCACUGGCGUGAUGAUGUAA